AUGGAAUACAAGACGCACAACAAUUGGAUCGGCUGGGUGAUGAGAAAGACGGGAUGGUCGUCGAGCAAAGUGACCCACAUCUUCCGCAGGUCCGGGGCGCAGGGUCUCAGCGACGACCGGUGCCCAGACACCCUCAUUGCGAAGCUGGGAGGAUGGGAGCAGGGAGAGAUGCGGAGGUCGUACCUGUUGGGCGUGCCUUUCGAGCCGGUGCUUUUGAUGGCGGGCUAUUCGGGUGAUCCCGGGGACUACUACAUCGGCAGAGCACAUGCGAAACUAGAGGAUAACACCGAGUGGGAAGAACUCCUAGAAUUAUUCCGAAAGCACAUCUACCCGUGGCUCGAAGAGGAGAUGGCCAAGGUCGAAAAGUUCAACAAAGACAAGAAGUCGCACGAGAAAAAGCUAUCGGCAGAGCAGUUUUUGAAGGCCCUCCUUGGUGUUGCACGGGUGCAGGAUGCCAUCUAUCGACUCCAAGGAACCCAGCAGAUGACCAAGCUGCGACUCCUAAACCAGGAGCUCAUGGAGAAUGCGGGGAGGGUGACGGCGGAGAACGGUCAGUUGAGGAUGGAGAACAAGAGUCUUCACGAAGAGCUUGCGCUGCUGAAAGCGGCGAUGGCGGCGUUGCAACGGGGCGACGACGCUCCGCCCUGUGUUGCGUCGAACGGAGGGGCCGCCGAUCCAAAGACGGAGGUUUGCGACGAGAAGCCCGAGGUGGAAACUCAAGAACAAGAGGAUCAGAGGAUUUUUUUCGCGGCUGUCCUCACCCCAUGGCUCAAAUGCAGCAAGCUCUCGGACGCGUGGAAGCUUUGGGACCGGGGCACUGGUAUGAUGGGCGGCAGGUCCAUCCGCGAUCUGGCGAAGGCUGGAGACUUUCUCGCAACCUACUCCGAGUAUGGGGACCAGAAAGUCUUAAAAAACACGCGUUCCAAGCGGUUGGGGCGGAAGAGGAAUCAGAUGCUCACCAUCGACAGUCUGCGACCCGAUGACUCUGAAGCCGCGACCGCUUAUGCGUUGGCUCUUGGUGACUGGUUGCUAGGGGAGUCAUCGGAGAGCGCUAUUGGGGACGGGAAUGUCGUCACUGCCUUGCAAAAGAGAAAGCGCGAGGUAGCGGGAGAUGACGGAAUCACUGCGAACGAGAGUUCACGCAACAGGAUUGUCUACCUUCUCGUGGACGCAAGGGCACGCGAUGAGGCAUGGGCUGAGUCGGUCGUGGGAGCGGAGGAGUGGCCCAAAAUCAAGGAUCGUGAGGCUGGGCAGAUCGCGAAGAAACGAAGGAAGAAUAACGUUCCCCCUCCGGAGCCUUAUGUUGGGGAUCGCUCUUGA
Messenger RNA from Closterium sp. Naga37s-1, 1320 nucleotides. NCBI's taxonomy places the organism in Eukaryota, Viridiplantae, Streptophyta, Zygnematophyceae, Desmidiales, Closteriaceae. The record is from the annotation of a GenBank genome assembly.